CAUCGAGCGGCGGCCGACCUAUACUACUUGCUGCGCGCUGCGUAUGUCCUGUGCUACGUAUAAGAUCAGCUGCUUUGACGAACAACUUUCACCUCACUACUCAACCACCUGCCACUUGCUGCAUUCAAAAAACGAGCAAUCAUGUCCUCCAUCUUCUCUGGUCCUGCUCGAGCGUUGGUCGUAGGCGGAACGUCGGGUAUCGGUGCCGCCAUCGCCAGCAACCUCGCUCGAUCCUUACCCUCUACCUCCAAGCUCACCAUCGCCGGACGAAAUAAGUCCUCUGUCGAUGAACUCAUAUCACAAUACCCGGGCACGGACUUCCAACCGAUCAACGCGUUCUUGAUGAAAGAUGUCAAGCGGUUCUGCGCCGAAUACGCUUCCCACGUCCGGUCAUCUUCUUCCGACUUGAAAGAGGUCGAUAUACUCGUUCUCACUCAGGGGAUCCUGACGUUACAAGGCAGGACCCCGACCGCACCCGAGAAUAUCGAUCAGAAGAUGGCCCUGCAUUAUUACUCGAGAAUGCUCAUCGUCCGAGAACUCGAACCCAUUCUUUCACCCAAAGCGCUAGUCCUCUCCGUCCUGGAUGGUCGGGGUUCGAACAUUCACGAUGGUGGUAUCAAGUGGUCAGACCUCGACCUGGCUCAACCUGGCAGUUACGGAGUCCCGGCUGCCGCUAGACAUUGUCAGGCGAUGAACGACGGUAUGCUCCAGGCAUUCGCCCAGCGUCACGGAUCCGAGGGCAGGACGUUCGUUCACGCCUACCCCGGUUUCGUCUCCACACCGCUGUUGACCAAGAACAUGCCGCUCUACGCUAAGCUUCCCAUGAAGCUCAUCGGCGCGGUCAUGUCGGUCCCCCCGGAAACCUGUGCCGAGCGCUUGUUGCAAGGAUCAGCAGACGUGCACGCAAAGGGUCGGGGCAACUUCAACAUUGACGAUAAGGGCAGAGAGGUGCAAAAGAUGCCUGCGACCAAGGAGCAGAUGGACAAGCUGUGGGAACAUACGUGGGGUCUCGUCGAUCGGCAGUAGACCCGCUAGAGCGCUCUUGCACGACAGGACAAUUGUAUCUAGGUAUAUUGAGA
Molecule: messenger RNA, 1079 nt
Organism: Filobasidium floriforme
Lineage: Eukaryota; Fungi; Basidiomycota; Tremellomycetes; Filobasidiales; Filobasidiaceae
Exons: 2
Coding region: 142-1026 (294 amino acids)
Source: RefSeq, a predicted model, not a curated record